AUGUCAAGAGCAGCUAGUCUACCAUCCCAGCAUGCUUCCGCCUCAUUCUGGCACACCGAGCCUAGAUUGCUCGGCUACCGAACAACCAAAGACUUGCCCCAACAAGCCGAUAUCGUGGUCAUUGGAACUGGUAUCAGUGGAGUCAGUGUAGUGCAUCAUCUUCUUGAAGACCCGAACAUCGAAGGAGCGAAUAAAAAGAGUGUGCUUGUGUUAGAAGCCAGAGAAGUGUGCUGGGGAGCGACUGGAAGGAACGGCGGCCACUGCCUCCCAAUGUUCUACGAACACCCUCACGACCCUUCAAUCUCCAACUUCGAAUACGCAAAUUUCCUCGCCUUGUCCGAGUUAAUCUCAACUCGCAAAAUUGCCUGCGAAUGGAAUACUCAACCAGGAAUCCGAGGCCUUUACUCUGACGAAGAAGUAAAACUAGCACAGCAUGCUGUAAACACACUUCAAGAAACCAAUCCUCCCCUAGGCAAGAUGUGUAGAGUGGUCGACACAGCAGACGAUCUGCAGAAACUGGGUCUAGCGGUGCCGGAAGCAAAGGGAGCUGUAGUGACAGAUGUUGCAGCAAGACUUUGGCCCUACAAGCUCGUAACCGCCAUCUGGGAAUCUCUGCUCACUAAUCCCUGUUUAAACCUUCAGACUCAUACACCAGUCCUCUCUAUCUCUGCUUCUAGCACUGGAAACUGGACCCUCAAUACAGACAGAGGAAUUGUAGAAGCCAAGAAAGUGGUCUUGGCCACUAACGCAUACACAUCCCACCUGAUCCCCUCCAUGUCCGAUUUGAUCGUCCCCUGCAGAGGCCAAAUGUCCGCUCUAGUACCCGGAAAAGCAUUUUCAGGACCUUCGAGGACGAAAACAAGUUUUGCAUUCAUAGGUCCAAAGAUGGAUGACUACCUUGUCCAAAGACCAGAUGAAUCCUCUGCUCACCUCAUGUUUGGCGGUGGAAGAAGUUAUGGUCCAAGCCUGGGGAUCAGCGAUGAUGGAGACGUGGAUGAGAAGGUGGCAAAGUAUUUGCGUACUGCGCUGCCGAGAUUGCUUCUUCCUGGUGAUGGAAAGAGAGGGGAAGAGGAGUUGAAGGCAACACAUGAGUGGACUGGUAUCAUGGGUUUCUCGAGAGACAACUUGCCGUGGGUUGGUGAGGUGCCGGGUCACAAAGGUGUCUUUGUCGCUGCUGGAUAUACAGGACAUGGUAUGCCUAAUGCUUGGUUAUGUGGAAAGAGUGUGGCAACUAUGGUGCUCGGGGACGAUACGAAUAUGGCUGUAGAGAAGGCCGUGGAGGAUGGCUUGCCCAGAGCAUACCUCUUGAACGAGGAAAGGAUCAACAAGGCUAGGAAGCUGGAUACCGUAGAGGUGCAGGAUGAAGACCACAUGUUUAAAGCGGAAGUCGUCGCUGAGGCAUAA
Aureobasidium melanogenum CBS 110374 is the source of this 1404-nucleotide messenger RNA. Its product is annotated as FAD dependent oxidoreductase. Lineage: Eukaryota; Fungi; Ascomycota; Dothideomycetes; Dothideales; Saccotheciaceae. Gene Ontology annotation, molecular function: oxidoreductase activity. The record is from RefSeq and is a predicted model, not a curated record. The transcript has a single exon. Gene Ontology annotation, cellular component: cytoplasm. Bases 1 to 1404 code for a protein of 467 amino acids.